Messenger RNA from Actinia tenebrosa (Australian red waratah sea anemone), 1171 nucleotides. RefSeq lists its product as uncharacterized. Gene Ontology annotation, cellular component: extracellular region; cell surface. Gene Ontology annotation, biological process: glucan catabolic process. NCBI's taxonomy places the organism in Eukaryota, Metazoa, Cnidaria, Anthozoa, Actiniaria, Actiniidae. Gene Ontology annotation, molecular function: beta-glucosidase activity. The record is from RefSeq and is a predicted model, not a curated record.
UCGGUAAGAUACAAAAUGCUGAUUGUGUUCUUCCUCAUGAUCACUGGCGUGUGUGGUGUUGACUCGACUACCGGUAUAUCACAGCCGAUUAGUCCAUCAGUCUACCAAGGCCUCGUUGGACAGGGAUUUUCUACCAACUGGUUCAAGACAGAAUCACCGUUGUCCAAGUACAAUGACCAGAACAUCCAAGACAUCUAUGAUAAAGGAUUUCGAAACCUCAGGCUUCGAUGCCGGGCAGACCUGUACGCCGCCCCAUACGACGCUUCUAACUUCACUUCGUUUCUGAAAGAUUUGUCGAGAGUAGUCGAUAAAUGUCUCGAGGUUGGCGUGGCUCCGAUCAUCUCCUGGAUCCACCAUCACGCUGAGGCGUAUGCAAGUGAAGAAGAUCGACAGAACUACGUAACAUGGUGGACAAAGGUGGCCAAAAAGCUGAAACAUAAGGACUACAGACUCAGUUUUAAUUUGUUUACCGAGCUGGGAAUAGAUGAAUGUGGUACAAAGGAAAAUUGUGGUGAAAGUCUUCGCAUGAGGGCUGACAAAUACAACCAAUGGACAUCCGAUGUUGUAGCAGCUAUUCGUGCCACGGGUGGAAACAACGCGAAGCGUAUCUUGAUUCUUGGAUCACCAGGAAAGACAGCCAAAGAUCUUGACAAGAUCAAACAAACUAUUUACGAGAAGGAUUCAAACAUGAUGGCCGAGUGGCAUUUAUACGCCUCAGGACCUAACAAGAGAGUUGGCAGGCCAAAAUACUGGAGUGGAGAUGGUGAACCCGUUGGCAAAGAAAACGUCGCCAAAGCCAUCAAACCAGCAAUGGACUUCACCACCAACACUGGUGUCCUGACGUACCUUGGAGCAUGGAUGCCACAAGACAAUGGGCAAGGGAGUUUAACCGAAGCUGAAGUGAUCAACUUUGGUCGGUAUUUUGCCAGUGAGCUGAAGAAGAAAAAUGUUCCUUGGUCUCUGAAUGUACUCGACCGAUAUUACGAUACCAAGAAAAGCCAAUGGUUGACAGGUAUACAAGAGAUCAAAGGACAACCAUUAAACAUGUCAAGGGUGUUGGAAAACAUUAGGUCAGCGUUUAACACCAAUAAUAGUAGCUGUCGAUCGUUCUCUAAGUUUUUACUUCCUGUGUGUUUAUUGGUUGCUUUUUACACGUUUAUUCUACGUUAAU